Anguilla anguilla (European eel) is the source of this 5400-nucleotide messenger RNA. RefSeq names its product ly6/PLAUR domain-containing protein 1-like. Gene Ontology annotation, molecular function: acetylcholine receptor inhibitor activity. Lineage: Eukaryota; Metazoa; Chordata; Actinopteri; Anguilliformes; Anguillidae. Gene Ontology annotation, biological process: acetylcholine receptor signaling pathway. The record is from RefSeq and is a predicted model, not a curated record. The coding region runs from base 475 to 912 and encodes 145 amino acids. The transcript has 3 exons.
UUUCCUGGCAUCUAUCAGUGCUCUGGGGAAAAGGCAAAUGUGCUAUGUCGUUUAAUCUAAAUAAUUACGGUUUGUGUUAUAACUCGUUGCAUGACAAAUUUGCGCAAGAAGCGUUUCCAUUAAAUUUGACAGUUUCCCGCAUGCAUUACAGCCCAAUGAUUUCACUAGUCCUACUGAGGUGACUGUGUUUAAUCCAUUUUUCAUGCGCACUGCCUUUUGAGUGUGGCUAUGUGCGUUUUAUGAAGCGCUCGGAGGUUCUUGACAACCAGCUUACGUCACGUGGUUCAUUUUAUACCUCAGUCUGGUGUAUUUUAACUUUUAAGGUGCCAUCAACUCUCAGUGCCGAACUGGCUGGGAAACGCGCAACACACAGCAUGUCCAAUAUCCCGAUCACACGGAUCUUAUCAAGGGCUUUGCUCGCCGAGGAAGUUCGCCAGGUCUGAUGUUUCCUCUCAAACCCACACCGGGGAGAGAAUGCGGUUUCUCAUUUAUACAACUUUCUUGGGAUUUUUACUCAAAACAGGUGCUGCGCUGCAGAUCCAGUGUUACCAGUGCGAGGAGGUCAAGCACAACGACUGCUCCACCCCCGAAUUCAUCGUCAACUGCACGGUCAACGUGCAGGACAUGUGCCAGAAGGAGGUGCUGGUGAAGGAGGAUGGUGUGCACUACCGCAAGUCCUGCGCCUCGUCGGGAGCCUGCCUGAUCGCCUCGUCCGGCUACCAGCAGUUCUGCACGGGCAAGCUGCACUCCGUCUGCAUCAGCUGCUGCAACACGCCGCUCUGCAACGGGCCCCGGCAGAAGAAGCGCCCCGUCCCGUCGUCCGCGGGGUCCCCCGCGCGCCCCUCCGCCGCCGCCCCGGGCCCGCUCCUCGUUUCGCUUGCGCUCGCACUCGCGCUCGCGCUACGCACGUAGAGGUCACGGCGACCUUGGACUGGCUUUUCGGUUAGGCUGACACCCGCAUGCAGGAGACGGAGCAUCGUUACGACAGUACGCCCUCGCGUUCCUUUGCUCCUUCGACCAAUUCGCUUUGUGGACUUGACCCCCUGCUGGGGUCCUAACUCCUGCCCUUAUUUUCUGCUUUGUGUUCCUGUGUGUGUAAAAAAAAAGAAAGAAAGAAAAAAAGGAAAAAAGAAAGAAAGGAAAAAUAGAAGAAAGAAAGAUAAAAAGCCUUAAUGCUCCUGAUUUUAUGAUUGGGUUAUGUGUCACAGAUACAGCUCUUUUAUCUCCAAGGGGAAAAUGUUUAAGUAUCAUGGAAAUAUGACCUUGUGAUAACUUUACAGUUAUAAAGUUGUGAUAGUAUACUGACAGGAGCUGAUUGGCAUUUCAAGUCCACACACUACUCGCAUACGUGGAUGCUGCUGUAUCUCCCAUUCAACACUUUUUCUGGGAGAUAUUUAAUGUUGCCCCUUUGCAGACAUUGAUUGACAUUUGCACUAGCAGGGAGGAAUAACUAGAGAUAGCAGACUUAAAUAUAGAAAAUCUAUAAAACGAUGAAAUCGGCAGAGUCCUUACGGUCCAUUCAUUUCAAUUGUUAUUGUGGGAAAUUUUAUUGAACAAAUGUCAAGUUCUAUUUAACGAAAGUAAAAACUCAGUAAAUAUAAUACCGAGUACAGAAAUGUAUUUUAGAUAAAAAAUUGAAUGUCUCAGCUCCCAUUGAGUGAGAAAUUUAUUGUAGACCAGGCUGCGUGCGCCAAUUUCAGCUACAGACGAAAAAGCUCAUCACGAGUUUGAGGAGUGUUUUCAUUUUGCACGGAGAUAACUGCCACCAGAUUGGCAGCUUUAAUUUAUUAUGACCUGGAAUCCACUUUGCCCAAGUGACAAGUUUGAGACUGAGUAGCUCACUGAAUCACAAGAAGAAGAGCCCGAAUGCUUUAGAGCUUUUAUAUUAUGUGCUAUUUGCGAGGAAAGAGAGGCUCUUCUGCAGAACAGUUUAUGACUUGGUCUGGAAAAUCAACUUUUUAUAAUAGGUUUUCUGAUGCUUAUUUUAUUUUGUUUCAUUUUCAAAUUGCGCUUGAUAUUUUGUAUGGCUGAGCAGUGUGAGCUGUUAUUGCAUUUCAGUGGGGAGAGCAAGCAACAGCCGCUUCCUUGAUUACUGCACAUGCACAUUCAGAAGCAUUUUAAUGUAAAUCCAUUAUUAUUUAUUAUGCUAUUCUAAUGUUCAUUCAGCACUAUGUACUGCUUAAAAAAAAAAAUAAAUAAAAAAUUAAAUGUAAAAUGAAAAACCCAGGGGAAAAGGAUAACAACUAACCCAUCAAAAUGUGAACUCUGUCAUUUGAAUUGGUUGCUCCAGUAAAGUGCACCCAGAAUUACUCCAUGUCAUUUAAAUCCUUUUAAUUUUCCGGUAAUAACUGCUAACAUUUACAGGAGUGACUUAGGUCCCACUACAUUAUGUUGUCUUGGUACCUUUUUUAAAUGCACUUUAACUGCAAAAGUAGGUAGUAUAUAACCAGCGGUGGUUGGUGAGCUGAAAAUUGGUGGGCCCAAAACUUUAAACUUGUCAUUGGCCUCAAUGUGAUUUCAUUAAAUUUCUUCGAAGUGUGCCAACGAUGUGACUAAUCGAUUGACAAGAAGCACACAGCUUUUUCACAUUGUGUCAGGGAGAUUAACUGACAAAUUCAAUUAGGAAAAAUCAGUUUUUAAUCACUAUAUGCACACUUAACGAAAUAAGAUACACCACUCGGUUAGCCCCCACGUUAGCUUUCAGCAUAACCUGCAAUAACAAAACCUGCAAUUCAAGAUUUUUUUGUCAUGAAUAUUCUCCUAGUGUGAAUGUGAAGAAGGAAGGAGUCUAUAUGUAUCCACAAAUAAGGUUAACAAAAUGUGCACAGUUUUGCAAUACAAAUAAAAAAAUAUAUUUUAUUACUUGCUAAAUGGCCUAAUUGAGGAGAGCUGGCUAUAUCUGAUGGUAUUGAAUGUUUCGUAAAUUAAUCGCUGUAUUUAUAAUCAAGGGAAAUGGCUGACAACAGAUCAAGACCAAUAAUCAGUUUAAGGGGUAUUUUCUGCCCCACUAAUUUUAAGCUCACCAUCCACCGCUGAAUUUAACAGUGUAUUACACAUUGUUACAUUAUUGUUAAUUGUAAGAUAAAAUAAUACAUAUGUAUAUCUUGAUUGACUUUGAGAGGAUGAAGAACGCAGAUCAGCUAGUAGACUACAGACUGCAGUAGAAGCAAAAGCUUGAAAUACAGCAGCAAACAGGCUUUACAGUUAAAUACACUGGCCUUAGGGCCACUUGGUGUGAAUUUUUAUAUGCUUGUUAUGAGCAAUCGAACAUCUCCCCAGGUCCUAUUUUCUCAGAACUAGGACGCUGAACUGUGGUCACUGUCUUUUGGCCUCUUCAGCGUGCGUCUGCAACAAGCAGGCCUUGUCUGUCCAGCCCCAGUUUAGAUGCUCCACCAUUAUUUCUAGUAAGAAAUAAAACCAUUAUUUCUUACUAUGGCUACCCUAGCCGUGGUGUGUUAAUAUGUGAAGAACGAGUGAUCGCUUUACGAUGGUUGAAUUACAAAGGAACUUUGGAGACCCCGCUUUUUGAGUAACAUUGUACACACGCAAUGUAAUGAAAGGGGCAGCAGCAUCACUUCCUGUAAGGACUCCUCUGCUUGGUGAAAUGUGUCGUUCUAAUCUAUUUGUGAUUCAAAGAAUUAUUAAAAUUUUUAUUUAUGUAUUUAUUGCUAAAUGUCACUUCUGUUAAGACGCCAAUAAAACCAUAGAGACGGCAUGAGAAAAAUGAUGACUAUAUACCAAUGCAUAUGAACAUGAGGGGCAUAUAUGUGUACAGUGUGGGUUUCAUACUGUAGUCAGUGCGGCCAAACUACUCCUUCUCAUUGGAGGAACCGACGGCGUGUUCGGGUUCGAGCGUCAAGCUUUCUGACACUGUGGUGCUCGGUAGAGUGGUGCUCUGCAGCGACGAGUCAUCGGAGUUCGGGGGGCACGAGGGGGCGGGCCCAGGGCUUUGGAACGUGACCAGGGUGAUGGGUUUGUCCUCCGCGCGGGUGGACCGCCCGCGUCGCAGAGACUUGAGCACCAGGGGGCGCCUCGAGUGGGUGGAGCCGGCGGCGGCGGAGGAGGCCACGCCCGCCAGGGUGCGCUUGUUGACGUGCUCGAUGGUCAGGCGGCACCGCAGGACCUGCAGGAAGACCUGGCGGAACUGGCGGGACGAGAGGUUGUAGAGGAAGGGGUUGAGCACCGAGCUGACGUAGAAGAAGGUGUCGGCGACCGGGUGGAGGUACACGUAGGCCUGGAAGUAGGCCAUGGUCCAGCUGGCCUUCGGCAGGGCCGCCGUCAUCAGCCGACGGAUCUGGUUGGGGAUCCAGCACACGGCGAGAGUGCCCACGAUUAGGCCUGCACGGGGGAAAGACAAACGACCAGGUUAUAGCCAGAGAGCAAUGACAAAUAUAUUGGGGCUAUUAUUGAGGGGAGGAUGGUGCGAAAAUGAUUGACCUCAGAAUUCACUCAAGGACCCAAUGAAAAAUGACAGACUGUCAAACAAGGGGGGGGGGGGGGAAGAGCGUUCCUCAAGUCAUGAAAUGAUCUAUUUCAGCGUGUAUUUUUAUAUUUAUAAUUAAUGGAAAAGGUCCACUGUAUGGUUUAUUUCUUUCCUUGAUGUCACUAUUUCUCGCGCUGUUCCUUUAAUCAGAAUCAUUUCUGCAAUCUUUUUCAAAUCACGUAUUUGGCGCUUUACAAUAUUCAUAUUCUAUUCUAUUUUUUUUUUUUUUUUUUUUUUUUUGUCAGCGCAGUGCUAUCUCUGUUAUUUUACUGCUUUGUGAUUGGGAAGUGAAGUUCUGCACUGUGUGAAAAUGUUAUCACCAUAAGCCAGUCCCAAGGAGACAGAGGAAUUAUAAAGGCUGUUAUUAUGAAAGGCAAUCAUUUUAUGACAUAAACGGCAUACAGCAGCUUAAUUAAAUGUAUAUAUUAUCAGACUAAAUAUCAUUCUGGGUCUUGCUUUUACAUUAUAAAAGCAAGAAAAAAUUAAAUAAGCAGGUUAUGAUUUAAGGAUUGACUCAUAAGACAAAAUGAAACCAGAAAUAUAACAAAACUCCCAAAUCUACAGUAUUCAUGGUCUAACAGUCCUAUUGAUCUAUUUUUGGGAUGAAUUAUGUAUUUUAACUGUUCUGACGAUUCUUAUAAAAAUGUGAGAUAGUGAAUCCACCAGAAGCUACUGUAUUAGAAAGUUGAAAAGGACAAAUUACUGGGUGAUGGCAUUUAUUUCUAUCCUUAUUUAUUUAUUUUCAAUGGGUUACUUUGAUUGGUCUUCUGUGAAGAGUCACUGUAUUCAGCAAAUAGGAAGUAUAAAUAAAGACGUGCAGCAAAAAAAAGAAGCUGUAUCAACCAUAUGUGUAAACAUUAAUGGAUGCAGUGUUUUCAUGUUUUAAUAAAAAUAAAAAAAAGUCUGUCAUUAUUUUA